Molecule: messenger RNA, 1585 nt
Organism: Trichomycterus rosablanca
Lineage: Eukaryota; Metazoa; Chordata; Actinopteri; Siluriformes; Trichomycteridae
Gene: alg12
Product: ALG12 alpha-1,6-mannosyltransferase
Exons: 9
Coding region: 1-1476 (491 amino acids)
Biological process (GO): protein N-linked glycosylation
Cellular component (GO): endoplasmic reticulum membrane
Molecular function (GO): alpha-1,6-mannosyltransferase activity
Source: RefSeq, a predicted model, not a curated record
AUGGCGCGGAAGAGAAAUCGUUCUGAGCUCCGUCUGUUUGUUUUGUUAAUACUUGUUGUUUUGCUGCAUUUAAUAGUUUGUCCUUUUACUAAAGUCGAGGAGAGUUUCAACCUGCAAGCCAUUCAUGACAUUAUUUACUACAGACUUGAUUUAGAGAAGUAUGAUCAUCAUGAGUUCCCUGGCGUGGUGCCUCGUACCUUUAUUGGCCCGUUGUUCAUAUCUGCACUCUGCUCACCCAUGGCAGCUGUACUCUCCCACUUGGAGGCACCAAAGUUUUACACCCAAAUUAUGGUACGGGGCGUUUUGGGAUUUUGUGUCUGCUUGGCCCUGUGGCAAAUGCAGAAAGAGGUGAAGAGACAGUUCGGGUCUCGGGUCUCGUGCUUUUUCUGUCUUAUCUGCAUCUCGCAGUUCCAUCUGAUGUUUUACAGCACCAGGACUCUGCCAAAUAUAUUUGCCCUUCCUAUAGUUUUGCUGGCAUUCACAUCCUGGAUGGCCCAGAGACACGGUCAGUUCAUCAUGCUCUCUGCCUUCGUCAUCAUCGUGUUCCGUUCAGAGCUGUGUCUCCUACUUGGACUGAUGCUCUUGGUGUCACUUCUAUCCAGGAAACUCAAGAUCCCAAAGCUGCUCUGCUAUGCCAUACCUGCUGGCAUUUUAGCACUAGGUCUUACUGUUGCUGUCGACUCGGUGUUCUGGAGGAAGCUGCUCUGGCCUGAGGGUGAGGUGCUCUGGUACAACACCUUCCUGAACAAAAGCUCCAACUGGGGAAUCUCACCUUUCCUCUGGUACUUCUACUCUGCUGUCCCUCGAGCCCUCGGCUUCACCAUCCUCCUCGUACCGUUUGGGCUUUUGGAUAGGCGGAUGCGCACACUGCUGAUGCCAGCGAUGGGUUUCAUCCUGCUCUACUCCAUCCUGCCACACAAGGAGCUGCGCUUCAUCAUCUACACAGUUCCUGUCUUCAAUAUAGUGGCUGCUCAGGGCUGUUCUGUCAUUUUAAACAACUACAAGAAGUCACAGCUUUAUAAAAUCGGGUCUCUGGUUGUAAUCUGCCAUUUGGUGGCAAACUGCGUGUACUCAGGUGUUUCGUUAUACGUUUCACAACACAACUACCCAGGAGGCAAAGCCAUUCAGGAACUGCACAAAUUAGUGCCAGCUAGUUUAGACGUGUCCGUACACAUAGACGUUCUCGCAGCACAGACUGGAGUCUCACGCUUCACGGAGCUGAAUAGCAGGUGGAAGUAUGACAAGAGAGAAGACCUGGAACCUGGAGAUUUACUUAUGAACACUUACUCACAUAUACUGAUGGAAUCCAACACAACCAGAAUAUCUUUGCUUAGCAGCUCUCACAAACCUCUACUAUUUAUCCAAGGAUUUAAGCGUCGGGUACUGAAUAUUACCCAGUUUCCACCAGUCAGUAUUAAACUGGAGGAUAAGUUAGUUCUUCUGGAAAGAGUGGGACAAUCCAAGACCAGCAGAUGAUGUAAAGAACAAUGGAUGGACUUAUAAGGGUUAAGGUUGAAUGUAUGUGUAACUAUACUUGAAUAUAUAGGGUUUUUUUUUUAUAGAAUAAAAAUCUAUCAAUUUUUAA